This is a messenger RNA of Phialemonium atrogriseum, 1715 nucleotides long. RefSeq lists its product as uncharacterized. The coding region runs from base 292 to 1404 and encodes 370 amino acids. NCBI's taxonomy places the organism in Eukaryota, Fungi, Ascomycota, Sordariomycetes, Cephalothecales, Cephalothecaceae. The record is from RefSeq and is a predicted model, not a curated record. The transcript is spliced from 3 exons.
UUGGCCUUCUAGCAGCCACUCACAGGCUCCAAACACCGCUAUGACACCCCUUAGCUCUAAGGCUACUGACCCCGGAUGAGGCGACUCGCUCCACAUUGCCAUUCAAUAAAAGAACAACAGACAGAACCUUCGACAAUGGCUUGUGCCAGCCCCUAGACCUGUUGACUGUCAACGAAACAACCAUGCAUUGAAUGGUAUUAAUUGGUGCCAGGCGCAUUUUCAAGUCGAUACUGUUGUUACCACCCUUCCAGCGUGGUAGCUUCAACACGGGAGUCCAUCGCCUUCGCCAUCAUGUCGUCCGCCGACAUCGUCGUGCCAGUUUAUUUUGAGCUGAGCUGGUCCAUCCUCAGCACCAUCGGGGCCGCAAACGUCCUCUUCGGCAUCCUCGUCGUCGGCAUCACCAACUUCUCCCCCGUGGCUGCCGUCCCGAUCGUCACCUCCGCCGCCGGCGCCGUCGCCAACGGGCUCUGUUACUAUGCCUUUUACGAUGAGACAAACGGCAAGACGAACCAGGCCGUCGCAUCGGCGUUUGCGGAUCUGCUAUGGAUGGUGCAAGAAGCAGGCCUCUCGUUCUACAGCUACGUGAUCCUCAGCCGGGUCCUGCGCGGCCGGCAGUGGUACGUCUUCGCGGUUCUCUUCUGGACGACCAUCCUCGCCAUCGCCGUCGUGCGCAUCAUGAUUGCCGUCAUGCGCGUCAGGCUCAUCCUGGACGACAAUGACGGGCUCCAGACCACCAUCAACCACCUGCAUAUUGGUUACUUCGUCCUAAUCGCCGUCGUCGAGUGCGUGUCCUCCUACUUCCUGCUCACCAUCUUCGCCUCGGCCAAGACGACGUCCCUUAGGGCGGCCAUCAAGACGGGGCUCUUUCAGUACCUGAUGCGGAGUACCGAGAUCCGCCUCGCCCUCCUCGCCAUCCUCGGCACCAUGCGCGCCAUCACGUACUCGUUCCAGGCCACGGCCCAGAGCGCGACCAACGUGGCCAGCCAGCUGGACCGAUUCGCGUACACCAUGGAGUGUCUCUUCCCCGUCAUCAUGUUCAUCGACAUCCUCGCCUCCAAGCUAGUGUUCACCAACCAGGUCUACGACUCGUCGUCCCGCAGCCGCGGCAAGUCGUACCCGCGGCAGUUCGUCACGAGCAGAAAAGGCGAGGGGACGUACACGGCGUCCCGGGGCGAGCACGUCAUCGAGGUGCAGGGGGGCGGAGGUGGACAUGGAGGAGGCGGUGCAGGAGGAGGAGGGAGGAGCGGGCACAGGACGAGCUCGCAGGAGCGCAUCAUCGAAGCCGGCUCGUCGUCGCGGACGACGCCGUCGGACAUCGACCUCGAGGUCAUGGACCCAAAACGCGUCGGCAUCAGCAAGACGGUCGAGUUCGAGGUCUACGAGUCCGAGAAUAGGAUGCGGUGAGGAGUCCCGGGGGGUAUGGCGGUGGGAUGAGUGGGCGAUGACCACCCCGGCUGCGUUGAAUUUUCUGUCCUUGGAGCCAUAUCUCCCGUCCGCAUACACCUUAGGACUCGCGUCCAUGUAGAAUCAUGCCACGACCAUCAAUGAUGAAAUGACCCACUGAUGAACACACCGGACUCGCAGACUCCUGACUCGAGCUAGCUCAGUAACAAGUGAAUUGCUGUCAGCACGGAGGGCAGACAGUGUCAAAGCCUCUCUUGGGUUUCGGCAGCGACAUCACCGUGGACAAAGUCUGACAGCGGCGUGGAGUUUCG